AUGCCUCAACAUAUCGCCAUCGCUGGUGCUGGUAUCACAGGCCUCGCAUGCGCAUACCUCCUCUCAGAAGCUGGACACAAAGUCACCGUUGUAGCACGAAACUUCUAUGGUGACAAAUCUACCGAAUGGGCUAGCCCAUGGGCAGGCGCUUUACUAGCACCACAUCCUGACACUGGUUUCACAGAUCUCCAAUUAGCGUCACUAACACUUUACCACCGUCUUUUGAAGACGGUUCCAGAGAGCGGAGUGAAGAGCCUCCGCAUAACCGAAUACUACGAUGACAGGCCCCAAACUGCAGAUGUCUGGUACAAAUCCCAUAUGCAGAAUUUCCAAACCACCCUCGAAUCUCAACUUCCGCCCGGUGUCACAUUAGGCUACUCUUACGAUGGACUCAUCGUGAACCCCAAUGACAUCCUCCCCUGGCUAACAACUCAACUCCGGAACCGAGGAGUCGAGUUCAUCCAACAAACUCUAUCCUCGAUGCAGAAUCUACGAGACCUGACAGCAGCCGACCUGCUAGUAAACGCCAGCGGCCUAGGCGCACGAGAGCUCGCAAACGACCCCGCUGUCUACGGCGUCCGCGGCCAAACCAUGUUCGUCGACUGCGCAACCUCGGGAAGAUCAUCUCUACUCCAACAAGCAAUCCUGCAUCAAGGCUCGCACUACACCUACUGCAUUCCCCGCUCAUCAGAUGGCGGCAUCAUCUUAGGUGGCGUCAGUCAGCCAUCCAACACUGAGACCCAGCCCGACAAGAGCUUACGGCCAGACAUCCUUCGACGCGUCAAUAAAAUGACGAACGGGAAAUUCGACUGGGUCGAUCUAGAGAGGCACGGCGAGGAUAUCGUUGGUUUUCGACCUGCUAGAGAAGGCGGCCUGAGGGUGGAAAGAGGAGGUGAUGUAGUGCAUGCGUAUGGUGUAGGUGGGUUGGGAUAUCUGUAUGCUUUUGGGGUUGCGGAGAGGGUCAGGGAGCUGGUCGAGGGGAACGUGAAGGCGAAGUUGUGA
Alternaria atra is the source of this 1002-nucleotide messenger RNA. RefSeq lists its product as uncharacterized. Gene Ontology annotation, molecular function: D-amino-acid oxidase activity; FAD binding. Lineage: Eukaryota; Fungi; Ascomycota; Dothideomycetes; Pleosporales; Pleosporaceae. The transcript is spliced from 3 exons. The coding region runs from base 1 to 1002 and encodes 333 amino acids. The record is from RefSeq and is a predicted model, not a curated record.